Molecule: messenger RNA, 2803 nt
Organism: Pseudogymnoascus destructans
Lineage: Eukaryota; Fungi; Ascomycota; Leotiomycetes; Thelebolales; Thelebolaceae
Exons: 4
Coding region: 832-2241 (469 amino acids)
Biological process (GO): regulation of DNA-templated transcription
Molecular function (GO): zinc ion binding; sequence-specific DNA binding
Source: RefSeq, a predicted model, not a curated record
CCCCCAUUCAUUCUUCUUGGCCGUCUCUCAAAAAAGACCCUGGGACCCCUCCAAAUACCCUAUUCGUUCAAGUCAAGUGUUACUCUAUUCAAGACCAAUCAAAUAAUCAAUCGAUCGAUCGAUCAUCCUUCCUGAUCCCCUCAUAUAAUUACUCCCACCCACUUCACUCCUACAUACCCAUACAUACCAUACCCUCCCAGACCAUACAGACCUCAUACCCAGAGACCAACCCGCAGGUCAACUACAUAACGCCCUCUAUAGCUUCCUUGCUAUAGGUAUACCAUCUGCACUCCCCCGAUUACCUAUCGUCUCCUUCCCCAUCCCAUCCGUCACCUGGGACAAGCCUAGCGAGCGAAUCUGGCGAUCGGCUUCAGAUCAGAUCUCAUCCAAGUGCAGAAUAUACCCCCCCUCUUCCCCCAAAACUCGGGCAUACUUCCUCGAAACCUCUCCAAUCAUCAUUGCCGGCUAAGGGCCUCGUUGGAACGGACAUUUCUUCUAUUAAGGGAUCCGCGGCCGAAAUAAUCCCCCACGAGUUCCGAUUAUCGACCUCGUCGUUAUCAAGGCAGCCUUGCGCCCCUCACAGCCAACAUCCACCCACUCGGAUCACCUGGGAUUUGUGGUUGCGCCAUAUCCACGAUCUUGGCUGAAGUGAAGCGCCAGUCGCCUUCAGAGAAUCUCCCUCCACUACCACCUACUUGAGCGCCAAAGCACGUUGAUAUGGAAGCGUAACAAGCAAGUUCACAGCGUAUCUAUAAAACAAGACAAUUCCGGGCCUAAUCUUCACUGCGACCAUAUAUUAUUAUAUCAUCAUAUAUUCCCACAAACCAAACAAUGGCAUCUGUUGCAACCAUGAACCCCGCAAAGGUCUGCGGACCGUAUUCCCUAGGAAGCCGCCCUCCACCCUCUCCAUACUCACAACCUCAGUCCGCGCAACCUAGCCCAUACUCCGUCUCCGGUUUAAUAUCACCUCCAAUCUCGAACGCAGCAGAGUCGAGGAGAACAUCCGACGACCCUGCCGAAUACGCUCCACAACAACGGCAAUCGCUGCCUUCGAUAUCAGAGGCGCUCUUCUCCAGAUCAAGCACACAAACCCCCUCGCAACCUCCAGCCGCAGCCCCAGCACCAUCACAGCAGUUCGCAAACCCGAAUCCCUUCGCCCACCCAUCUCCAACGCCUACUUCGCGGUCAUAUAGCAGCGAAGGACCACCCUAUUCGACACAGCAGCCGAACCACUCCCAAUACCCGCAAAGGCCCUCGCCACCACCUCUGCAACCGCCAUCCUCAUACCCCGGCUACAAUCACUUCAGCGCCCCAAACCCCGAUGCCCAAAGACACCAAUCUCUCCCAUCACUCCCAUCACUCCGCACCGCCCUACCCUCACAAACGAAUCCCUUCCCGGCGCGCCAGCCUGAGCAAGCCCGAUACGAGCAAGCCCCGCGCCCUGGGGAGCGCCCAGAGAACCACCUCCCGCGACGACACAACGAUCCAUAUUACGGCUACCCUACCGCCGAUUCGACGGGAUACACACCCGAGUACUCCGCGCAACCUCGCUCUCUCCCAUAUUACAAUGGCCAAGGCCAGCCCAACCGCGACGAGCCCAGGGGCAUAAAGCGCGACUUAGAGAAUGGGGAGCCUGAGCCAUCGAUGAUGUUCCAGAAGACCCUCCAGCACAACCUCCGCAACCACGAUUUCGAGAUGGCGCUCAGCGAGCUCCAGCAAUGCGGCACCGAGAUCUCCAAAAUCUCCGAAGACAUCCUCGACACCAUGCGCCGCAGCCAGCGCGACCCCGACGCCCAAGGCAUCCCCGUAAUGCGCUUCCACGACCCUAUGCUCGGAUGCCAGCGCAAGCUAGACGAGGCCUUCCAUAAUGUGAAGCAAUACAUGGCGCAGCAGCAGCGCAUUCUCGACGAUCAUCGCCAGCGCAACCAGAAUGGUGGUCCAGGGCCGGAGUAUGGGAGCGAGGAGGAGCAGUGGGGGGUUGAUAAGGAGCAGGGGUUUUCGGGGCCGGAUCCGAAGAAGAUUAGGAGAGGUCGCGCUGCACCACCAGGACGCUGCCAUAGCUGUAAUCGCGCCGAGACGCCCGAGUGGCGACGCGGUCCAGAUGGCGCGCGUACGCUAUGCAAUGCGUGUGGACUGCACUACGCGAAGUUGACAAGGAGGAACGGGACGAAGCAGACACAAGGCAUGGUAGAAACAUCACUCCGUCCGAAAUCGCUGGAUGGCACGUCGCCGUUGUCAUAAGAGCUUUAAGUGCUUUUGCACACACUCAGGCGCCAGGAAUGCGGACAGGGAGGAGGGUAAUCAAUAUACGGAUUCGAUAGACGGAGCUCCUCAGACUUACGGAAGGAGCGAUGGGGAUUAGAAUUGGCCUGGACCGCCUUGAGCGAUUUAAAUUGGGCUGGGUCCGGCUCACGGCGUAGAUGCCUUGGAGCAUACUACAGCCACACACACAUCAGCGCAUCACAGCGAUGCCAGCCUUGACGGCAACCAGACACACCAACGGGUUGGAUUAGACACUACCGACCAACAUUACUACCACCGACACUGAUACCUCGAUACCAUAUUUUUUGUUUGCAGGAUCCAGGAUUCACACAUGACACUUAUUCUAUUAUUAUUAUCAGCAUUGUUUGUACGCAUCUGUAUAACGCCGUGCACCACAUAUCGUAUCGUUGUGGCGCGACUGUUAUGUCAUAUAUCCGAGGGGGGUUAUUAGAAGGAGGGGGGAAGGGAGGCAUAGAUGGGAUGGGGUGGGAUGGAGAUAUCGGAGUUAUUUUGAGCGGGAUUUACUUUACUCUAAGGGUUG